Messenger RNA from Sorghum bicolor (sorghum), 1838 nucleotides. RefSeq names its product protein FAR1-RELATED SEQUENCE 1-like. The transcript has 3 exons. Lineage: Eukaryota; Viridiplantae; Streptophyta; Magnoliopsida; Poales; Poaceae. The record is from RefSeq and is a predicted model, not a curated record. Gene Ontology annotation, biological process: regulation of DNA-templated transcription. The coding region runs from base 208 to 1170 and encodes 320 amino acids. Gene Ontology annotation, molecular function: zinc ion binding.
CGGUGGUGCAAGUGGCAUGUACUAAGGAAGGCCAAACAAUGGUUGGGAAAUGUUUACACGAAAAAUACUGGGUUCAAAAGUGAAUUCAACAAAUUAGUGACUGAGGAGGUUUCGAUCAUUAAAUUCGAGAGAAGGUGGCGACAACUAGUGAGGAAGUAUGGGGUGGAAAAAAACAAGUAUCUGAAAAGAAUCUACAAGCAUCGAGGAAUGUGGGCUAGGCCUUACUUCAUGCAUGUGUUUUGCGCUGGAAUGACGAGCACACAACGGAGUGAAAGCGCAAACCACAUGCUAAAAGGGUUCAUCCAGCGAUCAGCGCCUAUGCACAUCUUUGUUAGCAAGUUCAAUGAGUUCCAGAAUGAUCGUAUCGCACAAGAAGAAAAGGAGAUCCACGUCACAAAGCAGAUGAAAAGGAAACGGCGGAUUGGUGUGCCAAUAGAGAGGCAUGCAGAAGAAAUCUACACCAGAGCCAUGUACGACCGCCUAUACAACGAGCUGUACCACGCAGGCAGCUACUUGAUCAAAGGGAGAGGCGCGGACGAAGCAUACAUUCUGGUGCACUACAAGGAGGAUGGAGCAACAGAUGAGAAAUUAUUCCUGGUUAAAGACUCCGGAAAUUUUAUUAGCUGUAGCUGCGGGCUUUACAACCAUGUCGGAAUGCUAUGCAGACACGCAUUGAAGGUGUUGAUGCACCUGGACAGAACGGAGUUGCCAUCCGGUAACAUACUAGCCAGAUGGAGAAGAGAUGUGGCAUGCGAAACAGGACAUGUAAGCGGUCAAGGGGUGGAGACCAGUAGCUUAGAAAGCGCGACAUACAUUCAGAAGAAGUUGAUGGUGCGUAGAGUACUAGCCAUGGCCGGAGUAGAAGGAACCUUGGACGAGUCAGGUUAUAAAGAAGCAAUGGAUGCGCUAGACAAGAUAAUUUCAGUACGAACCACAAGAGUGGAGGAGAAGAAGAUAGAACUUGGGGAAAGAAGCGAAAAGCCAACCUCUUGCCCAAAACGGGCAGUGAAGAAGGGUCGCCGUCAAAACACGAGCCUGAAAUCUUACAAAGCUAGCUUAAAGGAGCAAAAUAAGAGAAAAAAAUACGAGGAGGAUGAAAUCAGUUCAACAUCAGAUAAUGAGCAAGUGACCGGAACCAGGAAGACGAAGGCACUUUGGGAGAUAGAAUAGUUCACUGAUCUGUGUACCAAGUAUGCGAGAAGAAGGCAUGAUGUGUACUCAGUGGGACUUGUGAAGUGAAAAUUAAUGAGAUAAAAUCGAAUAUAAAUUAUUAAGAUUACAUACGGGAAGAACAUUGUUAACUUUGCCACGUAUCACGAGACAAUAAUUGAGGUACUUUACAUAAUAAUACACAGUCAUGUAGAAAACUGCGCGAACGAUAGUACAAAGCUUAGGGACGUUAUCAUACAUGGUGAUUAAUAUAGAUGACAGAAACAACAUAAUUAUAGAAAAAAGAAUACAAACGAGGGAAAGGGGGGGUUACUACUAUGCGAGCACUAGAGUGGAAUACAAAUGUCGUCAACAAACAAAGGGCGAAGUGACGUACUAAGACUACUUGUUUGCAACGACAAAAUAGACAAGGGCCGCAAGUAUAGCUACGAUGCUGGCAACUAGGAACACCAUAGUUAGUAUGCACGAAAUAAGCACGGUGGUGAGAGAGCCCUGAGUGGAAAGGGUAGACACCCGACCACUGAGCUCGAUGAUCUUCUUGCGGAUGUCGUCGAUCUGUUCAGGCAAGGAGGCGUCGGGGGUGCGGGUCUGCGCGAGCGAAUGAAGAGAUUGGGUACGGGCAGGAGUCGUCUCACGAGGAAGUCCGAUCUUUCCAAUGCCUCUAAGGA